AUGAAAUUAGGAUAUAAUGAAAUAAUGAUAACAUCAAAGUAUUUUAAUGAAAUUAAAGAUUUUAUUAAUUUAGAAAUAGGAAUUAAAAGAUUUAGAGGAAAUACCGAACAAUUUCAUUUUAAUCCAAUUCAUUUUAAUCACUAUUCAAGAAUAUUAUUUGCAAAUAUUGAAACAUUUCAUAUUUAUGAUGAAAACAAUAUGAAACACGGUAGUACCAGAUGUUAA
Molecule: messenger RNA, 225 nt
Organism: Entamoeba dispar SAW760
Lineage: Eukaryota; Evosea; Mastigamoebida; Endamoebidae
Exons: 2
Coding region: 1-225 (74 amino acids)
Source: RefSeq, a predicted model, not a curated record